UAUAAGUGCCCAAGGUCCAGCCUCCAGAGAGGCCCAAAGAAAGAGAGGAGAGAAAAAGAGAGGGGGCAAGGAAAAGCCACUCCCGUGGCCCAGACCCCUGGCCAGGGCUCAGAAGGCUGGGCAGCAUGUGGGAACUCCGAUCCAUAGCCUUCUCCCGGGCCGUGUUGGCUGAAUUCCUGGCCACGCUCCUUUUCGUUUUCUUUGGCCUUGGCUCAGCCCUCCAGUGGGCCAGCUCCCCACCGUCUGUGCUCCAGAUUGCUGUGGCCUUUGGCCUGGGCAUUGGCACCUUGGUUCAAGCUCUGGGCCAUGUCAGCGGGGCCCACAUCAACCCUGCUGUGACUGUGGCCUGCCUAGUGGGCUGCCAUGUCUCCUUCCUUCGAGCUGCCUUCUACGUGGCUGCCCAGCUGCUGGGGGCUGUGGUCGGGGCUGCAAUACUCCAUGAGAUUACUCCAGUAGAAAUCCGCGGGGACCUGGCUGUCAACGCUCUCCACAACAAUGCAACAGCGGGGCAGGCGGUGACAGUGGAGCUCUUCCUGACCCUGCAGCUGGUGAUCUGCAUCUUUGCCUCCACGGACGAGCGACGCAGCGACAACCUGGGCAGCCCUGCUCUCUCCAUCGGUUUCUCUGUAACCCUGGGCCACCUCCUUGGAAUCUACUUCACGGGCUGCUCCAUGAACCCAGCACGCUCCCUGGCUCCGGCAGUUGUUACCGGCAAGUUUGAUGACCACUGGGUCUUCUGGAUCGGGCCCCUGGUGGGCGCUAUCAUUGGCUCCCUCCUCUACAACUACCUGCUAUUCCCCUCGACAAAGAGCCUGCAGGAGCGCCUGGCGGUGCUCAAGGGCCUAGAGCCCGACACUGAUUGGGAGGAGCGCGAAGUGCGGCGGCGGCAGUCGGUGGAGCUCCACUCCCCGCAGAGCAUGCCGCGUGGGAGCAAAGCCUGAGCGCCCCACCCCGCACCGCAGCGUACCGCAGCGCAGUCAGCGACCGCCCGCCCCUUCCCUCCCCCGGCGCACCGUCCGCCCCCGGUGCUGAGUGGCUGCUCCAGCGCCCGCAAGCACGGUGAGCCUCAAGAAGGGGCUCGCCCGGGAACCUGGCAGCACCCCCACCCGAAGUCUUGGCCCCAGCGACCAUCCGGCUCAUCUCUUGCAGGGAACCAGGAACUUGGGGAACCAAGCCAGUGGGGAGGGAAAGCAGGCGGGCGGGAGAAGGAGAGCUCUGGAGAGCCCGCACCUGGUGCAGGGGGAAACGUGCGUAGAGACCAUCUUGGGGGGCCUGUGGUUGGUAUCUGGUUUUGUUCAGAUGUAAAAGUGCCCGUCCAUCUCCGCGUGCUUCUCUCCUCACGUGCAGGGUCUACAUGUGCCUGAGUGUGACCCUGAAUGCCCAUGGUGAUACAGGGCCGGGAUUUCUCAUUCCCGCUUUAGCCGCCUACUCUGGGACCUGCAAUAAAUCCACUUUCUCUGCUAUGGAAGAGUCCUCCUAGCAAGUCAGGCCCAGGAAGGAGUGGGGAGCUGGUUUCCAACCUCUUCCUCGACCUUCUGGGAAGACUCUACCAUAUUAACAGUCCUUGGCCCAAAGACUUGCCAGGACUCAUUGCUGGAAGGAGCCUGUCAACUAGAGAACAAUUCCCCUAGAUAUAACCUCUGGGGAACGGAGGACUGGGUAUCCAAGGACUCCCCUUCUACCCCAAGGGAGGCCUCUUCAACCGGGAGAGGGUGUUGCAGGACUCUCUUCCCCAGGGAGCCCACACACCCGCAAAGAUUAGUCUACCAUUUGGGCAAAGAAAACAAAAGCCCUCCGUCGGGCUGCAGCUUUUGUCCUGAGAGGGGAGAUUUGCAAUUAGAUACAGCAUGAAAGGAGACACUCGGUUUCGCAAGUGAGCCCGGGAUCCUGGCACACAGCACAUGCCUAUGGCUGGCAGGGCAAGGUGCUCAGGCAUGCAACCACAGGCACCAAGCAACACCCCUCCGUCACUUGUUGCCCCUCCCCCCCCAGGAAUCUCUGUUCUCUCUUUCAUUUCCUCCCUCCCUGCCCUGUGCUCCUCGCUUUCCAGCUUACUGUGUGUGACCUUGCAGUCUGCGCUCUCGUGGAUCAGAGAAAGGAAGUGACUGGACCAGGCAGAGGCGGGUCCAGAAUCUGGAACCCAGACUUCUAAACCAGAGCAGGGCAACGGUUCUCAGAUGAGAUUAAACUGGGAUUAAGUAAAACUAUGCAUAUAAAGACUCCGUGUGAACUGUGAUUCCAUUAUCACACAUUAUUAGGUUCGUUUUCAUUAUCACCGCCUUC
This is a messenger RNA of Myodes glareolus (Bank vole), 2283 nucleotides long. The record is from RefSeq and is a predicted model, not a curated record. Lineage: Eukaryota; Metazoa; Chordata; Mammalia; Rodentia; Cricetidae.